CAUCAUCGGUGAGAAAUGGAGCCAAGUUGCCCUGACGACUAAAAUACAACAGGCGCAAGAUAUAUAUAUAUAUUAUGCCUAUAACUGCACUCCAAAAGCAGCUCCGACAGUCCCGUGCCUCACACUGAAAACAUGCCGGGGAGCGUGGUCAGUGUGAGCCUCCCAAAUAUUCACCAGUCUCCCCUCAGAGCAGGGGGCCCGCCGGCCCUUCGCGUCCGAGGGGAAAACCACGUAGCCGGUAAGGGGACGACUCAGGACAGCGUCUGGAACUGCGGGGAUGUCGGGCUUCGAGCGAGUACAGCCCCGGCACAUGUAGUUCACACACGAGCCACCUGGCCUCCAGGAAAUGCAAGCAAAUCCGUACGGGCUAACACGGCUUUGGGGCGCCUCUCUGCCGAGCUGUGGCCCAGAAAGCAGCACACUGUAGAUGAGAUCAUUGUGCUGAUCACGGAGAAACUCCGCUCCCGCCUCCGCAGUGUCCAGCAGCUGUUUCGGGCCAAUGACCCCAACGGGGAUGGGAGAGUUUCCAGAGAAGGACUAACCCGAAUUCUAUGGAGUCUGUGUGGAUACCUCACUCCCCAGCAAGUGACCUGUCUUUUAAACAGGCUUGGACUGGCAGGACACACCUCCAUUUCUUUUGAAGACUUCGCUGCUUGUUUCCCACUGAGGAAGAAACAGCAGAAUGAAUGGUUCAGUCCUACUACAGCAAAACCUCCUGGUUAUGUGCAGACGGAGAGGAAACCUGGUGACUCACAUGCUGAGAAAAUGACCAGCCAGGAUUCGGAAAGGAUUUGGGCUUUGAUUAAAGAGAGAGUCCAUAACAGAGAUUUCUCGGUCGAGAAGCACCUGCCAUCCUCUUGCCUGCAGCCUGGUGGGAUGAUCACAGCGGAGCAGCUGCAGGUCUUCCUCACCAGCAUGGGCCUCCUUGUUAGUGAAGAGGAGUUCUCCAGGCUCUGGGCAGGGAUUAAAAAGAAUGGUCCUGAACACAUCAGCACAGACUCACUCAUCAGACAACUCGGGAUAAACCCUCAAGUCAAACCAGUCAAAAGUGAACAACCAUGCAAGUCCAAAACAGUGUGGCAGAGAAGCACACCUGCUCUGACAGACUCCAGCUUUGAAGAAAUAGUUACCAAUCUGAGAGCAAAGUUGAAUGAAUCCUGCCUUUCUGUGCUCCACACAUUUGCACAGUGUGACAGGGAAAAGACAGGCCUGGUCACCCGAUCUGCAUUCCGACAAGCUUUGGCUCAGCUCAGUAUCCCUAUGGGAGCGAUCGAUCUGGAACAUCUCUUAGCGAGGUUUGCCCUGAGGUCCACAGACGGGAUGGUGAAUUACGAGAGGCUUGUGGAGAAGCUAGUGAGCAGGUCCCCCCUCAGCAUGUUCAACCACAACUUGGAAAGUCUGAAGGCAGGAGACUGCGGAGGCUCUCAGGAGGGGCUGACGGCAUCGCAGGCUGAGACGCGGCUCCUGGAGCUCUGUCACGGGCUCCUCCUGCGGCUGACGGCGGCUCUCAGAAAGGCUGAUCAGGUCGGAGAUGGAUAUGUCAGGCGUGAGCAUUUUAAGGAGAUCCUUGAAAAGCAUUUUCAGCUGCAAUUGACAGAGGACCAGUUGGGCAGUGUGGUCAGUGUUAUUGGGGACCCUGAGUCUAACCUCAUCCCCUAUAACAAAUUCUUACUUCUGUUUCAAGAAAGACCAAGUACCAGUGAGCUGAAGGAGGAGGUCGAGAGGCGCAGCACUCUGAUUCAUGUUCGCUUUGAUAGACUCCGCUAUAACGAGAGCUUCAGAGCCGAAUGGUGCAGAUUCAGCCACGCACAGAAAAUGAGGCCGCUGCAGGAGCUCCUUACUCUUGUCCAGCGCCUCCUACAAGACAAGUUUCGGCUGUUCUGCAAGGUGUUCAUCUCUGUGUGCAACAAUGACGAGUGCACAGCAGACAAGGAGAAACUGGACAGCAUACUUCAAAAGAUGAACAUCAUUCUCCUCCCCCUGGAGCUGGGGAAGCUCUGGUACAGCCUGCCCAUCAGCUACCCUGCAGAAGCCAUUUCUUUGAGGAAGUUUGUGCUGUAUUUCAGCAAGAUGAAAAAAAUCAAGGACAUGGGUCCCACAGAGGAGGAUCCUGUGACCCUCAUCCAGGGGAAGCUGAGGAGCCGGGUCGUUAAACAGUGGCGACAGAUCAAAGCCAUCCUGAGAGCCAGCGAUCCUGGGGGCUCUGGGAAAGUAACACUGAGAGUGAUCUACGCCCUGUUCUUAACUCUCAAAUUCAACAUUCGACCCGCAGAGAUAGAUCGCUUGUGUCAAGCCUUUGACCUGGACAGUGACGGACAUUUUCACUAUAUCCCCUUUCUCAGGUUCUACAUCAGCACAGAUAAAGACAAACAAAAUAGCAAAUCAACAGCCUAGCCCUCCACUGUAUGACAGCCAUCCCACAAUUCCAGUAAAACUUUUACCGUACUGAAGGAGUUAAUGAACAAUAUAUUUGCUAUAGAGCCAUUGCAUCUGUUUGCUGCAGACCAUUGUACAGAAUUAUAUAACAGUUAACAAUAUUGUAUUGUAUCAACAGUAGACCAUGUGGGCACAGAGGAGAGGAAAAGAAAAACCCCAGUAGCAGUAAAGAAACCUCUGGGGGCCCAGGCCUAACGAUGGCCCCAGGGAAAUGGUUAAUGAAACCGCAAACAUAAUGGAUCAUGGAUCAUAUUGUCUGCAAAGAUCAGGGUUGGGAUCCUGUUGCCCUGGAACUGCCCUCAAGGUUAUCCGUUGUCAUGGGUGUCUCCUGAGGGCCAGAAAGUUGACAAGGCUGUUAAUAGGCCACUGCAGCUGUCCCAGUUAAACCUGGUGGGACAUCGUCAGCAGAACUCUAUUACCUCCUCACACAGACCAGCAAUGUGCAAUACUGAAAUUAUUAUUAUAUAUAAAUUAUAUAUUAUUACACCCAUAACAUAUUAUUGCACACUCCUUUAUCUUACAAGAGAUUCUGGGUGUGUCUGGGCAUUCAUUCUCACUACUGUCAUACCAAUCUUAGCAGAAGGUCCUUCUUGUACACGAGCAUGAUAUUCUGGAAAAAUAAUUUAGAAAAUACUGAUAUUAAUGUGAUUUUUUAACUUCAUGGUCAUUAUUAUUUUCAUGGAUUCCAAAGAGAUCUUGGCUUAGAUAUUCUGAUCCUAAGAUAUUUGGGUACUGGGUUAAUCAAACAGAAAGCAACAAAAUGCCGAAAAGAAAGCCUCUUCUUUUUUUGCUAAAAAGAUUUAAGUGUGGAUUAGAAUCCACUGUACGUGGUUGUUCAUUUUCCAUCUGAUAGAAGAAUAAAAGUCAUUCAAUAUGCA
Molecule: messenger RNA, 3314 nt
Organism: Lepisosteus oculatus (spotted gar)
Lineage: Eukaryota; Metazoa; Chordata; Actinopteri; Semionotiformes; Lepisosteidae
Product: EF-hand calcium-binding domain-containing protein 6-like
Molecular function (GO): calcium ion binding
Source: RefSeq, a predicted model, not a curated record